GCGCGAUAGAUAUAAAUGAUUCUAAUCUGGACAAGUUGACUUUUUAGCUUUUUAAGAUGUUUUAGUUUAUUUUGAGAUUUAGUCAGUCUUUAAGUGCCAAUAUAUACUGUGUGUCCUGAAGCACAAAUUAACUGCAACUGAAUACAACCAGCAAUAAAGUGAAAAUCAAGUAAAAUUUCUAUCAAUUCCUCGAGGGUACUGUUCGAAUUGCUGUCAGUUUGAUACAGACAGGGAUAUACGAUUUUUACUGUUCCAAAAAGGCAGUUCUGGCAAUGGAGUACCUAUAGUACCCUACGAUGAACCAGGAGCCGCUAGAAGAGCCGGGGUAAACCCGUCGUGGAAAACUGUAAUAUUUAUUCACGGAUUUUCCGAAGUUUCACCUGGUCAGAGUGGUACAGCAAUUGCCGAAGCUUAUUUGAACAGACCCGAAUACUACAACGUCAUAAUUUUGGACUGGAGCGAACUAUCGGCGUUUCCAUGGUACAGAACGUCAGUUCAAAACGUCAAAGUGGUGGGGGAAGUACUGAAAAGGUUUAUCAUGACGUUCCACGAGAGCGGGGAAAUCCCCAGGGAAAACCUGCACGUUAUCGGGUUCAGUUUGGGCUGUCAUAUUGCAUCAAUGGCGGGAAAAAGUCUCCCUGAAAAUGUGAGAAUUCCUAGGAUAACGGCUUUGGAUCCGGCGUAUCCAGAAUUUCCUAUACAAGAUCGAACCAAAAGAUUGGCAAACACUGACGCUGAUUACAUUGACGUUAUCCAUACAGACAGUGGCAUUUUCGGUUUUCCUGUUUCCAUUGGGCAUUCAGAUUUCUAUCCUAAUGGAGGAAGAGCACUUCAACCGGGCUGUCAACCAAGUUAUUUAGCUAGUCAACAGAUUGUAGAGCAAGUUGUUGCUUGCAGUCAUGUAAGAGCAUGGAAACUCUACGUAGAAUCUGUGAUAAAUCCGUCAGCCUUUCCUGUAACUCGCUGUCAAAAAUGGGGAGGAGAACACAAACAGUGUAACUUCACAGUGGAUGGAUACAUGGGAUUUGCUAGUAACCCAAAUAUGAACGGAAAGUACUACCUUAGGACUGGAUUUAAGUAUCCUUACGGAUUGACAGUUGCAGAACAACAGAUUUAGAAAAAAAAACAAGAAAAAUUGCAGUUUGAAGACAGUAUUACAAUGAAUUCAAAAAGGAUUUUUUAUUCUACUACAAAAGCUCUCUAUAUUUAUUAAAAUAGUUUUUUUUCUGUAGUUUUUAGCAUUAACUGAUUAUUAGAACAUGAAAG
Sitophilus oryzae (rice weevil) is the source of this 1266-nucleotide messenger RNA. RefSeq names its product pancreatic triacylglycerol lipase-like. The record is from RefSeq and is a predicted model, not a curated record. Gene Ontology annotation, molecular function: lipase activity. The coding region runs from base 539 to 1117 and encodes 192 amino acids. The transcript has 6 exons. NCBI's taxonomy places the organism in Eukaryota, Metazoa, Arthropoda, Insecta, Coleoptera, Curculionidae.